Messenger RNA from Saccoglossus kowalevskii, 1113 nucleotides. Its product is annotated as solute carrier family 23 member 2-like. Gene Ontology annotation, molecular function: transmembrane transporter activity. The record is from RefSeq and is a predicted model, not a curated record. NCBI's taxonomy places the organism in Eukaryota, Metazoa, Hemichordata, Enteropneusta, Harrimaniidae. Gene Ontology annotation, biological process: transmembrane transport. Gene Ontology annotation, cellular component: membrane.
AUGGAGGACAAAGCAUUUCAAAUUGACAUGGAUAUUACAGAGGACAAUUACGCCGAUAUCCCGAUAAUCACGCCAAGACGUAGCCGCUCAAACACAGACGAAGACUAUGGCUCUAUUCAUCGUAACCAUGAAUCGAGCUUGAAGUACGCAGUAGAUGAUAUUCCCCCUUGGUAUGAAUGCAUAGUUUUGGCAUUGCAGCAAAUUCUUACCGUGUUCAGUUCUUCAGUGGUAUACAGUGGUGUAUUAGUUGAUCUCAUAUGUGUAGAAGACGCUGCAAGAAAUGACGUAUUUGGAAUGAUUUUUAGUGCAUUUCUGUUUACGCAAGCAGUUGCAACUUUCUUGCAAGUUACCUUUGGAACUAGACUUUCCAUUUUUCAAGGGCCCUCAUCUUCUUAUGUAUAUCCAUUAAUAGUGAUAAUGAAUUUACCUGAAUGGCGAUGCCCUGAAGGUGUGUCAGUUCCAUGGGGUUGGCCAACAUUUAGUACUGCUGGUGUUACUGGUAUGGUUACUGGUGUGCUUGGAUCGAUCAUCGAUUCCAUUGGAGACUACUAUGCUAAUGCAAAAAUAAGUGGAGCUCCGCCACCGCCCGAUCAUGCCAUAAAUCGAGGUUUGGGAAUGGAAGGUGUUGGUGUACUUGUUUCUGGGAUGUGGGGAGGUCUAGGAGUGACAACAUACUCUAUUAUUACAAAAUCAAUCUCCAUAACAAGAGUUGGUAGCAGACGUGUAAAUCAAUGGACGAGUCUAAUCCUUCUCAUAAUGGCCAUUCCGAUCAAAUUUGCCAUUUUAAUGUCAUUGAUACCACCGCCAGUACUUGGAGGAGUGCUAUGGAUUGCCUGUGGAAACUCUGACGCAAAUCAAGUUAUCAAUGUGAUACUACAGAAUGCGAUGGUUGUUGCCGGAUUAACCGGUUUUAUAUUGGAUAACACUAUACCAGGCACACGUGCAGAAAAAGGGUUAGACAGCUACCACAAGUACGAUGAAGAAACCCUUAAAAGUACAAUAUUAGAGGUUCUAUGGCGACCUAUGAUCUGCCAUAUGAUUGUUGGCGGUGACUCAAAGUCACACAUAGUAUCUGACGUCACAGGUCAAAUUUGGGGUCAAAGACCAAAUUAA